Messenger RNA from Carassius carassius (crucian carp), 1140 nucleotides. RefSeq names its product axin-1-like. The coding region runs from base 1 to 1140 and encodes 379 amino acids. Gene Ontology annotation, biological process: negative regulation of canonical Wnt signaling pathway. The record is from RefSeq and is a predicted model, not a curated record. Lineage: Eukaryota; Metazoa; Chordata; Actinopteri; Cypriniformes; Cyprinidae. The transcript has 4 exons.
AUGAUGAUGAGGAUGAUGAUGAUUGACGCGCUCGUGCCUUCACUGACAGCUCGAGACUCACAGCAGCUGCGCGCGACUCAGACUCCUUCAGCCUUCAGGAGCCUCGAUGACGUCAUGAGUUACUGUGGUGACGGGGGCGGGGUCUUCAGCGAGGACACGCCUCGUCCUCCAGUGCCGGGUGAGGAGGGCGGGGUCUACAGCGGUAGAACUGCUUCUCAUUGGUCGGAGGGCUGUGAGGGCGGGGUCUACAGCAGUAGGACUGCUUCUUAUUGGUCGGAGGGCUGUGGGGGCGGGGUCUACAGCGGUAGGACUGCUUGUCAUUGGUCGGGGGCCCCGGUGCGGCGCUCUGAUGGGGAUCUGGGGUUGAAGCCCGAGGGCAGCGCGGCGCUGGACGGUCCGGUCGAGCCCUGGGCCGAGACGCUGCUCACGCUGCUGGAGGACCGCGACGGCACGGCUCUGUUCCUGCGCUUCCUGCAGACGCUGGGCUGUGCGCCGCUGCUGGAGUUCUGGUUCGCCUGCAGCGGCUUCCAGAAGGUUCCCGAGGAUGCCACGGAGCGCCGGCUCAAGCUGGCCAGAGCCAUGUACCGCUGCUAUCUGUGUGAUGGGGUGGUGUCCCGCAGGAUCUCCGCCGAGGCCAGGUGUGGUAUACGGGACAGCAUCCUGCAGCUGCGGCUAGACUCCGCCCUCUUUGAGCCGGCGCACGCACAGGUGCAGGAGGAGCUACAGGACAGACUGUUCCCACGCUUCCUCCAAUCAGACCUGUAUCUGGAACACACCUCACCAGAGACACGCCUAGCAGGACACCAGGCCACGCCCCCUCAGGGGGAGGAGCCUGAGAAAGAGACCCUCCCUCCCCACAGCGCAGCCAAUCAGAAGCGUCCAGGCAGUCAGGAGUACAGACAGCGACGUCACGCGUGUCAUCGACACCACCGAACACGAGAGAGAGACACGAGACACACACACCUGCCACACACACCGGUGAAGAUGACGCCACACACCUUCGCAGCGGAGCUGAUGAGACGACUGCAGGAGCUGCACACACACACACAGACUCACAGUCUGAGACCCACGGUGAGCUCAUCACAUGCACGUUCACAUCUUUGGGUUAAUAUUAUAAAGCGUCAGUCCUCUCUCUGGUGA